UCCUCAAAAUCUCAUUAAUCCAAUGAGUAUAACCCUCUUUUCUCUCUCUCUCUAUAUUCAUUUUAUAAGUAAUACCUAUAUAUAAAUUAUAUAUAUACAUGGCUGACCAAAAUAAUCCCAAUACGACCGACCAAUCACCAAACCUUGACUGUCCUCCUAAUUCAUCAUCAUCAUCUUCUUCUUCUUCUUCUUCUCUUUCUCUUCCAAUUCAACCAUUACGCCAACAUUGUUCUCUCCCUCUUGUUCCCACGUGCGAGAGUACAACAACUACUGCACCAUAUUCUUCAACGCAGCCAAAUUCUACGUCCAAUAUCAUGGCCUCAACAUCCUCCGGCUCUAACCACCCAGCAAGGUUUAGGGGGAUCCGGUGUCGGAGCGGCAAAUGGGUGUCGGAGAUCCGAGAGCCUCGUAAGACGACCCGGAUAUGGCUCGGCACCUUCCCGGCGCCUGAGAUGGCGGCUGCCGCCUAUGACGUGGCGGCGCUAGCCCUAAAAGGUAGCGAUGCCGUCCUCAACUUCCCUACUUCCGUGGGAGACUACCCGGUCCCCGCCUCCACCUCCCCCGGAGACAUUCGCAGCGCUGCCACCGCGGCUGCUGCGUCCAAGAGGGCCGAGUUAGAGAGGAGGAAGGCGGCACGGGAGGCAAUGACGGCAUCUUUUCACGGAGAUAGUAGUAGUACUACUACUGCAGAGUUGACGACGUCGUACGAUCACGGUGAGUACGUGGACGAGGAAGCGCUGUUUGGGAUGCCGAAUUUGCUGGUGGAGAUGGCGGAGGGAAUGCUGCUGUCUCCGCCAAGGAUGAUGGAGUCGCCGCCGCCAUCAGACGAGUACUACUCGCCGGGGAGUUCAGACGGUGGAGAUAGUUUGUGGGGUUAUUUUUGAUAAUGUGCUACUUGCUGCAUAUAGCUAGCUAGCUAGCUUCUUCUAAAAUUUGUUCAACA
Molecule: messenger RNA, 943 nt
Organism: Morus notabilis
Lineage: Eukaryota; Viridiplantae; Streptophyta; Magnoliopsida; Rosales; Moraceae
Product: ethylene-responsive transcription factor ERF027
Exons: 1
Coding region: 99-884 (261 amino acids)
Biological process (GO): regulation of DNA-templated transcription
Molecular function (GO): DNA-binding transcription factor activity; DNA binding
Source: RefSeq, a predicted model, not a curated record